Moesziomyces antarcticus is the source of this 1230-nucleotide messenger RNA. RefSeq lists its product as uncharacterized. The coding region runs from base 1 to 1230 and encodes 409 amino acids. The record is from RefSeq and is a predicted model, not a curated record. Lineage: Eukaryota; Fungi; Basidiomycota; Ustilaginomycetes; Ustilaginales; Ustilaginaceae. The transcript has 7 exons.
AUGUCAGCGAUGCCAACGACUCCGACGUUUCCCUUCCGGACGCAGCUGCUCUCUGGCCGACGUCGCUUCGCGCUUCGCACUUCGCGUCUCGCCUCUCCGUCAAACUUGCGCUCCCGUGCCCCUGGCCCCCGAGACCUUCUCCUCCAACGGCCCUCAAGUCGGAAGGCGGAGGCGGAGAGCAAUCCCCCCCCUGCCCCCCCUCCCCUCCCCCCCCCCUCCCUCUCCCCCGAGGGGCAGGCCCCAGGCACUGACGGAGAAGCCUGGGCCUGGUGGACAGUCUCGCACAGUGGCGUGGCUGGUGAUGAUGCAUUGGCCCACCACGUGUCGUCCAGCUGUAGCGCAUUCGGUAUGCCGUCGCAGUCGAUGCUAGCUUCUGAGCUUCUCGUCGUGGGAGCAGAAUGGGCAGUGAUGAUCCUCGAUCCUCUCCCCGUCCUUGAGGUCUUCGUCACACUGAGCGUCGCCAGCUUCAAAGACAUAGACGGCUUCUUCAUCAGGCUUGAGGACCUGGAAAGGGCAGAAGGUGCCGUCAUCGCGACGGAUCAGACAGGAGAGCGUCCUCUUUGUGCCUCGCAAGAUAUCGGUGAUCCAUCGAUUGACGCAGGUCAUGACAUGGUCCCCGCGCUUCGACUGCCCCUGCCUUCAAUGAUCGGUCUGACAGAUGGGACACUUUCGCGUGGAUUCCGCCACAGCGGUGUUGAACAGCUGGAGCAAGACGAUGCGGCUCUGGUAGAUCUCUGGGCGAUCGUUGCCGGUCUAGAGGAGAGCCUCGCGCUGGAGCAGCACGCUGCUGCGGGCUCGUCGAAGCUCGAGGCGAGCCUGCCUCCAGCUCGCGAGGAGCCUCACUCCGCCGCAGCUACGCGAGUCGAGUCCACGGUCCUCGACGGGCCCGCAAAAGCGCUCCUCGAUGCCUUACGCACUGUUGCGCACUUUGCUGGCCUCACCUACCCUUCGCCAUCGCCAUCGCCAUCGCCAUCGCCAUCGCCAUCGCCAUCGCCAUCGCCAUCGCCAUCGCCAUCGCCAUCGCUAUUGGAUCGCCCCAUUAACACCGCUGCAAUCUCCACUGCUGCAGCACCAGGCUUGCAAGUAUUGCUUUCUCAGACACAUUUCGCGCAGCUCACUGACCCAGCUCUGGCCCCUGCCGCUCGAUAUCACGACCACCACUGCCACCAUCGCAGACUUGCUUCUUUGCGCAACGCAGUCGCAAUGCAGUAUCACUGCCUUGAGGCCUAG